AUCAAAAAGCAGAUAAAAACUGCUCAGAAGUAUUAAAUAUGAAAUAUUGUAAGAAUAUGAAUGAAUAGGAAUAUAAAAAAAUUUACUUUUCUUACAUCGAAUAAGAAACAUUUUAGGUUUUCUAAAAAUGAUGAAAACAAACAAACAUAUAAACGCGGAUAUAGAAAAUGUUUUUAUAAUAUGUGCCCAUUUAUAAACCAUAAGAUGCAUGAGACUGGAGUAGCUUUACUUGUUUCAUUACGGAAAUGUUCUGAAUGUGGUAAAGAGUUCAAAAGCGCCUCUGGAUUGUUGAAACAUAAGAAGAGGAUUCAUUUUGGAAACGCCAAAUUUUAUGAAUGUGACCAAUGUGAUAAGAAAUUUUCAGAAAAUUCUAGUCUUAAACAACAUUAUAUGAUACAUACAGGAGAAAAACCAUAUGAAUGUGAGAUUUGCGAAAAGUGCUUUAAUCAUAAAGGUUCACUUUUAAAACAUACUAAAAUUCAUGAGACUGGAAUAUCAUCUCCUGUCCUGUUACAGAAAUGCACUGAUUGUGGAAAAGAGUUCAGAACUCAUUCUGGGUUAUGGAAACAUAAAAGGACUCAUUUUAAAGAUGCAAAACUUUAUAAAUGUGAUUUAUGUGGAAAGAAGUUUUCUGAAAGUUCUGCCCUCAAACAGCAUUAUAUGAUCCAUACAGGAGAAAAGCCAUAUGAAUGUGAGAUUUGUAAAAAGUGCUUUAAUCAAAAAAGUUCACUUUUAAAACAUACUAAAAUUCAUGUGACUGGAAUAUCAUCUCCUGUCCUGUCAGAGAAAUGUACCGAAUGUGGGAAAGAGUUCAGAACUCAGUCUGGGCUAUGGAAACAUAAACAAACUCAUUUUCAAAAUGCAAAACGGUAUGAAUGUGAUCUAUGCGGAAAGAAAUUUUCUGAAAGUUCUGCCCGGAAACGUCAUUAUUUGAUCCAUACAGGAGAAAAGCCAUAUGAAUGUGAGAUUUGCAGAAAGUGCUUUAUGCAUAAAGGAGCACUUGUAAGACAUAUUAGGAUUCAUGAGACAGGGAUAUUUUCUCCUGUGCUGUUACACAAAUGUUUUGAAUGUGAAAAAGAGUUUAAAAGCAUUUCUGGACUGAAGAAACAUGAAAGUAUUCAUUCUGAAAAUGUCAAACUUCAUGUAUGUGACCUAUGUGAUAAAAAGUUUUCUGAAAAUUCUGCCCUUAAACAGCAUUAUAGGGUACACACAAGAGAAAAACCAUACGAAUGCGAAAAGUGUAGAAUGGGGUUUAAUCAUAAACGUUCUCUUCUUAGACAUUACAAAGUUCAUGAGACUAGGAUUGAUAAUACAGUUCAGUUAUAGAAAUAUUCUGAGUGUGAAAAGGUGUUUAAAAAUUGUAGUGUAUUGUUAAAGCAUAAUAUAACUAAUUUUGGAGGAAUCAAAAUCCAUAAAUGUGUUCAGUGUGACAAGAAAUCUUCUAAAAAUUCAUCUCUCAAAAAAUAUUAUGUGAUCCAUAUGAGUGAAAAAUCAUAUGAAUGUUAGAUUUGCAGAAAGUGCUUUUUAUCAUUGGGAAUUACUUGUAAAACAUGUUAAACUGCACCAUUCUAGUUUAUCUUCUCCCAUUCCAUUACCAAAAUGUUCAGAAUUUGGAAUAGAAUUCAGAAGUACUUCUACUCUUUGGGGGCAUAAAAGAACUCAUUUUGGAAUUGCAUAGAUUUAUAAGUGUGAUUGAUAUAAUAAAAUGUGUUGUAAAAAUUCGCAACUCAAAACAGCAUUAUAUGGCCAUACAGGAGAAAAACCAUAUGUAUGUGAAAUAUAUAGAAAGUGCAUUAAUCAUAAAGUUGCACUUGUAAGACAUACUAAAGUUCACGAAAUUGGAAUAUCAUUUCCUGUCCUUUAACAAAAAUGUUCUGAAUGUAAUAAAUAAAUAAAUAAAAAUCGGAACUUAUUCUGGACUAUGGAAAAAUAAAAGGAAUUAUUUUGAAGAUGCAAAAUGUUAUAAAUGUGAUCUAUGUGGAAGAAAGUUUUCUGAAAAUUCUACCCUCAAACAGCAUUAAGUGAUCCAUACUGGAGAAAAACCAUAUGAAUGCAAGGUUGCACUGACAUGGCUGCAGAAUCACCAAUUAAUGAUCAGAUGGCUGAGAAUUUAAGGCCUUUUUUUACUGAAUAUCCAUCAUGAUGACUCUUAAUCCUAUUAUGGUUAAAUAUUCUCUUGUUUGUAUGAUGCUGAAGUUUGGAGAAGCUGAAGAAUAAUGCUGACUAAACAUUCGUCUUUAUCAUCUUAUUAAAAUUGAAUAUUGUUAAAGUUCUUUGUAUCUUCAAAGCAAAGUAUAUAUCUUACUAGAUUAAACUAUUAAUAUUUUAUUAAACAUAAUUUUAUAUAAUACUUAUUCAAGGAUUCAGUGAACAUUUUACAUAUCCUUAAAAUUGUACUAUUGUUAAUAUAAAUAUUAUUAUUAUUUAUUUUG
This is a messenger RNA of Argiope bruennichi, 2432 nucleotides long. Its product is annotated as zinc finger protein 501-like. The transcript has 2 exons. Bases 61 to 1326 code for a protein of 421 amino acids. Lineage: Eukaryota; Metazoa; Arthropoda; Arachnida; Araneae; Araneidae. The record is from RefSeq and is a predicted model, not a curated record.